Messenger RNA from Cyprinus carpio (common carp), 5382 nucleotides. It is a transcript of the gene tasora, whose product is annotated as transcription activation suppressor a. Gene Ontology annotation, biological process: protein localization to heterochromatin; negative regulation of gene expression, epigenetic. Gene Ontology annotation, cellular component: heterochromatin; nucleoplasm. Lineage: Eukaryota; Metazoa; Chordata; Actinopteri; Cypriniformes; Cyprinidae. Gene Ontology annotation, molecular function: chromatin binding. The record is from RefSeq and is a predicted model, not a curated record.
GUCGUGCUGCAGAUUCUCUCCUCCAGCUACAAGGACUCUUCCUCCACCGGGACGUUUGUGUACUCCAAACCUCGCCUCGUCCACAGUGAACCGCUGGAGAAAGACUUCAUGGAAAAGCGAAGGGAGCUCAAGCAGGAUGGGCGCACAGAGAAAGAGCUGUCUGAGACUUUCUGCUUCCUGCUUUGUGAUGCUCAAAAGGUCUCGGUGGUGUGUGAGAGAGGACUGUCUGUUGGUAACAGCUGGAUGAGUAUGUUGGGGAAUCCAUCUAAAGGUGUUUACCUUUGUCAGUUUUCUGAUUUACUUCAAAUCAGCCCCAUCGAGCCUGGAUUUACAGGAAACAUCAUCAUAUUUAAAGUUAUAAAGGGUAAAGUGAAGAGUGUACAUGACUGUAUGUCCAAAAAUAUGGAUCCUACACCUAAAUUUGACAGCCAUUUCUCCAAGAACUCAACCAGAGUGACGUCCUUACAGUCGUACAGGGCAUUCGAGUACACUCAGCAAUACUUCUACGAGUAUGUGGAUUUUGAGGUUUCGUCCAGGCCGAGACACGUGUGUCCGUAUGCGGUGGUCUCUUUUUACUUUAAAGGCAAAGAGGCUUCAACAGCGGCCCCCAAGCCGCUGCCUCCUCUCAGGUCUAACAGUCAGCCAUCAGGGACGAGCAAAGGUAGGCGCUGUUACACGGUAUGGCGAGGGCAUUUUGUGAACGGGGGGAAAGACGUGUACCAGGCCAGCCUUCGAUCGCUCUCUCAACCUUUCCUGCCCUACAAACUGCCAGAGAAGAUUGAGAUCGGUAAAGUCAUGAGCCUGCAGCAGGUCAAGCAGAAGAUCCCAUCAGCCCUCUUCUCCUGGAGCCUCUACACGGGCAGCCAUGAAGUGUCUAAAAGUGGCAUGUUCUGCAGUCUGUUUGACGUGGUGGAGAAGGACAGAACUUCUCCGAAGAGCUUGACUGCAUUGCUGCAGAAGCUGGAGGAGGAGGGUCUGGUUUUGGUGAAUAUGGUGAGGGACAGAGGUUUCCUCUUCUUGCUUUCUGCCAGUCAAAUGGCCAACUCCAGCGAGCGACGAGGUGGUUGGAAAAUGUCCUCUAUACAAGCACUUUUUGUUUACCGUGAGAAGCGUGACUGGUUGAAGAGCGCAUCGAAUCCCUCUGAGAGCUGCAGACCUGUGUCAUCAGAGCAUCACAGUCCCAUCAUGCCCCAGCACGACUGCUUCGUCUCCGCUCUCCACUGCGCUCUGAGCAAGGCUCGCGGCGAGCCUCCCGCUGACCUCAGCGCCGCUGUAGAGCAGCAGGUUUACGACUACCUCACUAACCUCCGCGAGGGCAAGCCCCUGCAGCGCAUCCGCACUGACUAUGACCCCAAACUGGAUGCCAGGGAGAAGCUCUUUCCUGCGCCCCGGCAGAAGACCAACUGGGAGAGCUUCGUGCGGCCCUACAUCUACAAGCCGGCCGUGUUCACCAUGCUUCUGGAGAGCGUGAAGAAGAAGGUGGAGGAGCUCCGGGUUCAGACUGAGAGAGCAGCCACUCAUAAUGACCCGGACAAAGUCCAGGAGCUGCUGAAGCUCAUCCAGAGGAACAAGAAGAGCUCGAAGGGACAGGAGGGAGAUUCAGAGCUGGUGGAGGACGCCUGCACGCUGAAGAGGAAGCUGGAUCUCGACGCUCAUGAGGGAAGCUCAAAACGCCAGAGAAGUCAGCCCAACGCAGAAUUAAGAGAAGCGGACGACAGACAGUCCCCUCCAUCUCUGGCUAAUGUUCUGAGCAGCGUCGGUCUUCAGGACACAGACCUGAGGAAGAACAAGACUCAGGGAGUGCUGAAGAUCAUGGAGAUCCUGGACAGCUUCGGAAAGCCCAGUCUUGACACGGACCUGCGCAGAGGCAAGAGGCAGGGCGCGCUAGAGGUCUUAAGAAUGAUAGACACCCUGACCAGAGGAUCCGCAGAGGCGCCUGAAGACACCGAGACGACAGACAUUUCUGACACCGCUCUGUUCGACAGCAUGUCGAGACUCGGCCUUCCGACCGACCGCGACAUCGACCUCAGGAAGAGAUUUGUGGAGGAUGAACCCGAGAGGAGCGACUGUCUGGAGAAAGAGCGUGCAACAGACUACGUAGAGAAGACGCAGGUGAAGAGAGGAAAGAAAAAGUGCACAACAGGCUUCGUAGAGAAGGCGCAGGUGAAGAGAGGAAAGGAGGAGACCGCUGGUAGUUUGAGUAGUUUAGAAGCAUUUAGCCCUUGUUCAGAUUCUGGAGGACAGCAGCGUGGUGUUAACCUGCUCGGGGAAAAGACCAUUCCAUGGGUGCUGAUUCCCAUCACAGGUCUGAAAACAGAGAGAUAUUCCCAGAGACAGAUGGACUAUCCUGAAGAUCCACGCUUCGUUCAAAGCCCAACCGUGUCUACACAUGCCACACCUGACAUUAAGGACCUGUCCCCUCCCUACCAGCCAGACAGCAGCAACACAGCGAUGGAUCUGGAUGUGCCGACAGCAGCAGAGGUUGAGGAUGAAGAGCCCGUCGCUCCAGCUGUGACCACAGAGUGUCCUGCAGACGGCAGCGGUUUUGACCACAUAGUCGAUGAGCUCGUCUCUGGUUUCUCCAGUGAGGUUGAGCAGCUCUUGAGGGCCAAACGUAUUUAUUAUGUCGCUUGCUCCAGCACCCAGGGCUCACGGGAACCGCUCCAGACUCCAGCUGUGCCACUUUCCAAUUACGUCUCAAACUACAACCCUCCGUUUCCCGUCAGUAACUACAUCAGCUCUUUCCACGACAGCCUGAUGAUGUUCAUCGACCCUCAGCACGUCAGUCGAAUCCCCGGAGCUCAGGAAGAUGUGACUUCUUCCUCAUCUGCUGCAGAAGUUCCUUCAGAUGUCCCUGAUACGUCCUCCAGCUUUAAUCCGUGUGCUUCCUCGUCUUCCAACAACACCUUUGAGUCAUCUCUGACACCAUGUUCCCCUUCUAGUGCCCUACCUGAGCAGAUGACACAGCCUCAACAUCACUCAAGUUUGCCCGACCCUGAUCUCCAGCAGACACCCCAGCAGAUGUGGGCAUCAGAGCAGGACUCGGUGACCCAGAAGACGCAGGAAGUAAACGUCCCACAUGAUCUUCAUGAGAUAAAUGGUAGUUUGGCUGCUGAGACUACAGGUGCUGUGGAGGGUAGCCCUGGCAUGCCAGCUGAAGACGGCCAGAUAGGACAUGCUCAUUCUGCCAUCAGCAGUAUCAUCGAUCAGCUGCAGCCCGAGGUGAUCAGUAACCUGGUGGAGAUCAUUAAAGGAGUUCAGAAGAACAUAGUCUACUUCUACAUCCAUUCCACGGAUGAGGAGGAAAGUGACGUCUGCUGGGAAAUUAAGGAAUAUUUGAAAAAGUUGGGGAAUUUGGAGUGUAACCCACAUGGAUUCCUUGAGAAAAGCAGCAGUCAAGACAAACUGCUGGUCAUCAUUCAGAAUAUGGACAUCGCCGCACAGGUUCACAAGAUACCUUCUCUGGUUUCCUUGAAGAAGCAUCCGUCUGUGAGCUUUGCUGGCGUAGACAACCUGAGUGACAUCCAGAACCACACCUACAACGAGCUCUUUCAGUCCGGAGGCUUCAUCGUGUCCGACGAGCACGUCCUGAACUCAGCUGUCAUCACUGCAGAGAAACUUCAAGAUAUCCUUGAGUACAUUGAGCAGCUCAGCUCUCCUCAGAGCCCCUGGAGGUGGAGGGUGCACUUCAAAUCACACAAGAAACUCAGAGAGCACAGCAGGCUCAAACCUGAUGCUUUGAAGCUGUUCGAGAUCCUCAGUGAAUAUGAGAAGAGACACAUCGUUGAGAUCCUGUCGUACCACGACUGUGACACUCCAUCACGUCAAGCGCCUGACCUCGAUUGUCUAGUGGAUCUGCAAGCCAGAUUCAUCAAACAACGACACCUGAUAUUUCUGACAGGCUGCCAGUUUGAGAUGUUUCCCCAGUACUCCAGCAGUGGCUUCGUCAUUGCCAAUGUUGAUGACAUAAAGUUUGUAAUAAGCAGUUUAGCGUCUGAAGGAAAUGUGGACAGCGCUCCAUCAGCAGAGACUUGCGGCUCUCCCUCUCCAGCGUCAUUGAGAGACGAUAGUAUGUCCUUGGACUCGGACCUGGAUUCUCCAGAUAACCCUAUCCUGGUCUCAGUCUCACCGGAGACGCCCUGUGUUGUCCCAGACCAGCGGCCGCUCUCCGAACCCUCUCUCCAGGACCAAGCCAAUCCAAUUCCCGUGAUCACAACCGCCAGCGAGACGCCAAAACCAAUAGACUUCGUGGCUCUCAGUGAAGCGAUUUCUCAGUUCAAGACAUCCAGGAUGCUUUCCAAGUUGGACUCGGGUGAAACUCUUCAGACGUCUUUUGGAGUCGAUCCUCACCAGAGCUUCCUCAGCCACAGCGGUCUGUCUGAUUCCUAUCCUCGUUGCUCCUCGGUAAACCACAGUGUGUCUCAUACUCAGCCUGAGAUGCUAGUCAAAGCUGAAGCAGCUGGGGCUCCACUGAGCUCUUCUUCUCCAGUUGAAGCCAGUCAUGAACUGGUCCUGUAUGGAGAAACGGCAGCUAAGAGCACCAGCAGUAUACUGGAUAUUUCCAAAGCUUGGGAGCAAUCCAGCACAAGCUCCACGGUCACGGCUAAUGCUGGACAAAUGUCCACUGAAAGCGGCGUUUCAGAGAAAACUACAGUGAGCAGCGCUAGUUCCUCUGAAGCAGCAGGACAGGGCUUUUAUCCAGCGCUGCAGGGCUUCACGGCGGGCCCAAGCUUCAUCUCUCACAAUGCUGCUGUUGGGCUCAGGCAUCCUCUUCUGAACUGCACCGUUCCCAACAGCGUCGGAGUCGUGGGAGCUCCGGCCUUCACCGGGUUCUUGCCCAAUCCAAGCAUGCAGAUGUCCUGGAGCGGUGGUUUAGCGCAGGGCUCGGCACCGGGCCUCUGGGGGGCACACUAUGGCGUAAAUAUGCAGCAGAUCCAGGGUUCGGCAUUCCUCCAGACCUGGCAGGGAAACCCUGCCUUCCAGGGGGAUGCAUAUCAUCCCAACAGAGGAGGAUUCAGUGGCUGGUGACCCAGCGGCGUGUGUAGAUAGUUUUCAAACUCUUGUUUACAACUCCCAGUCUCAGUUCGACUUUUUUGUAUAAUAGAAAUCAAACGAGAUAGUUUUCAAACUCUUGUUUACAACUCCCAGUCUCAGUUCGACUUCUGUAUAAUAGAAGAGAAAUCAAACAUUUCUAGGUUUUCACUGAGCGUGAAUUAAAAAAGUGAUUUUCAUAUUUUUCAAGAGAGCAUUAUAUUUGUAUUUUGCAUUUGCAUGUUGGUGGAGCUUAUGUCGGUUCAUUUUCCUCUUUUGUGAAGAAGCUCAAGGCCUUGGUUUUAAUAUUUUUACAAAGCCGAUAAUAUACAUUAAACAACUUUCAAACUA